AUGGCCACGCACUCUGGUGACCCCCUGCAGGUCCUCCAGGCCGCGCUCCAUGCGCAGACGGACUCGCAGGAGCAGGCGGACUUGCUUGCGACCGUCCGGCAGUUCCUGGAGGCCAACCCCAGCACAAUCCCCAUCUUCUGUUCGACUAUCAUUCAACGCGUCAUCGGUGCACCCGAUACUCUUCUCAAACGAUGGCUCCUCGACUUGUUGCAUUUUGGGAUGAUACGCUCAUCCCUUUCACUCGAGGCACGCACCCAACUCGCGUCGCAGUUCUUGGAAGUUCUUGCUGGGCUGCUACAUGACCCUAGUCCACAUAUUGUGAAGACCAUAGUGCAGAUGUUUGGAACCAUCUACCCUCUUCUCUUCCGUUUCUUCUGCACGAACCGGAAUAACCGCCAUCACUGGGACAUCCUUACCCACUCCAAGACCCGCAUCCUCGAAUUCGUAUGGGCGUCGGGAGUGCACGCGGGUGUCCGGCUGGCGGCGGUGAAGUUCAUGCAGCGAGUAAUCUUGGUGCAGACACGCGGCAUUGCGGAUCCUAGGGUACUGCAAAACAAGAACGAUCCCAACUUGUCCAUGUGUCCUACAGACCACCCGUUUAUCCCCGUCGCGCAACUCGAGGCUGAGGCCAGCAGACUCAUUGAAGCAGUUAUUACGACGCUGUUCACGAAUCCAAACGUCGACCUUCUCUCUGCCAUUCUGAACAGCUGGUCAAACCUGAUAAAGCUUCGCCCGAACCUAGUCCAGCUCGUCGUGUCCACUCUGGCAUCAUGGACGCCAGCUGCCCUUGCAGGCCAAUCAUACAACAGUAUAAAAAGCGUUGAAAAGGCCGUGCGUAUACUUCUCAACCAUAUCCUGCGUGGACCUCAGGGUGCGCCCUUUCAGGCCCAAAUCAAUGAGGCGCUCUCUGUACAGGCAUCGCGGAUGGAACGAGCGGCAGCAGAAGAGAAAGCACGUAAGGCAGCACUGAAGCGUCCCCCUUCCGUGUCGACGGAUGAGAACAAAGCCGACCCAAAACGACAAAAGGUCGACCAUACUACGCCGCACGCCGCAUCGAUUUUGUCGGCAUUCGACUUCACGUCGUUGCCUGCAGCACUGAUCACGGAGUUGGUAGUCGCGAAUCUUCAGGCGUUUAGCGAGGAUGCUUUCACGGCAAUAAUGCAGGCGUACAAAGCAUCAAGCCCCCUUGCGCCCGCGCCCACACCAGCUGUGAUGCCCGCUGCUACGCCAGUCGCUGGCCCUUCAACUCUACCAUCGGCUGCUACUGACUCUGAGCAUGCAUCCAACAAACCCGAGGCGGCUGUCAUCGAUGAAGGGAAGGAGGAUAGGACUCUGUCGAUCGUGAAGGACGAGCCGGUCGAUCCUUUGCAGAUGGACAUUGACCAAGACGAGCUUGAAUACGAGCCAGAUAAGCUUAACCUCGAGCUGGCACCAAUGCAAGAAGAUGAAGAGCUGGCGGCGGUUACAACGCUGGACGCGAAAGAUAUCAUUUUGACUAACAUUAAAAUCCCGCCCCCACUAACACUCGCAGAGCCAGAACGAGAAGCGUUGGUCAAGAGGGGAGGGGGCCAGGAGCUGUGGAUGUUGCUCAUUAUCAGGAUGGUCACACGAGUGGUCGAUCCAGACCCAGAUGUACAAAUGCAGGACGAUACAGCAGAGGAGGAUAGCGAGGAAGUCAAAGACGCCAAGAUGGUCACUUUGUAUGAGAGACAGGACAAGCUGAGAAGAACGUUGUGCGACUAUAUCAUGACAGAUUUUUCCGGACGAAUACGACUUGCAACCACUUGGAUGAACGAGGAAUGGUACAAUGACCAGAUCCAGACAUCGAAGAACCGUGAUUGGCGACCGAACUACGAUACUUGGCUCAACCAGAUCGUUUCCGUAUAUCAAAAUCAGCUAGACGGCAAGGAUCGUGCCUUUGGACGAUUUUUACUCGACCUGCCACACGUUCCACCAGAUGUCUUCACUCUUCUGCGGGACUUGUGUGUGGAGCCUGACAGGAUGCAGGUCGGAUUCACGACACUUCGCGACUUUGUCACCCAGCGGCCAACAAUGCGCGCAGAGGCGCUGAACGUCCUUCUCGAGUUGACGACUCACCCUGAAAAGGUCACUCGAGGUGCAGCUAUCAUUACCGUCAAACGGUGGGUGGGUGAUGCCCAGCCAAUGGACGGCAUGAUCCGCGAGUUUGCGCUGCAACUGCUCCGACGGCUGCAGUCAAAGCCGAAAGCAGAGAAGCCUCAUGGGGAAGAUGUUCAGAUGAACGAACACGAGGACAAUAUUGAGGACGGUCAGCUACCACCGGACGAUAUCCUGCAGACGCCGUAUCUCCCCGAGCAACUGGAGCUGCCAGCGCAGAAGGCGCAGGUGUUGCAACAUCUUGAGCUCUUGUUUGCACUGUCUGUCAAGGUUUCGGACUUCCUCGAAGAGACUUUUGCAGCAUAUGGAGAGAUGGAUGUUACCGUGCAAGAAGCAGUACAGGACCUGAUUACCGCGCUCAUUCGUUCCUUAGGUCCGACACACGGAAAACUCCUGACCCUCAUGCGUACCUUCCCACCCGGCGCAGACACCCUCGCCCUUCGUGUUCUUAGCAUAUUCACUGAGCAUGGCCGGCCCUCUGCGCAAUUGGUCGCGCUCGUCAAGGCGCUUAUUGCGGAACGUGACCUGGACGCUCGGUUCCUCAUUCCAAUCAUCGCCGAGAUGGACAAGGCAGAUAUUGUAAAGCACUUGCCCAAGAUCGUGUCGAUCUUGAACGGGACACCAGAACCGAAGAAUCUCGUCCGGUCCGUGUUUGGUGCGAUCGUGACAACACCACCGCAGACGUUCGGAAGCGUGACAAGCAAUCUGCCAAGGGUAAGGCAGAGCGAGCUCUUGACGCCUGCUGAGCUCAUGGUACUGUUGCAUGAUUUCGAAAAAGAGAUAGGGUUGAAGAGUGCAAUCGAGGCUAUCGGGAUCUGUUUCUCGAUGACAGACGUGUUCCGAUCCGAGAUUCUUGCAGUGGUCAUGCAGCAGAUUGUCGAUGAGCCGGUCCUUCCAACGCUGUUUUUGCGAACUGUGAUCCAAGCAGUGACAACGUACAAGUCGCUUGUUGGCUUUGUAUCGACCACUUUGCUUUCACGACUGAUCACCAAAAAAAUCUGGAUGAACCCACCACUAUGGGAGGGGUUCAUACGAUGUGCCAAAGUCAUCGCUCCAGCGAGCUUUGGUGCUUUACUUCAACUUCCCAAGGAGCAGCUGCGUGAGCUUGUUGACAAACAGCCCAGUUUGAAGGCGGGUUUACGGGAGUACGUUAUGAAAAAGGCAGGGAACAAGGCGAGGGUUGCGGGAUACCUUGAUAUUUUCGGCGAAGACGAUAGUACUCCUACGAUCGCUGCUACUCCUCCAACUCCAACUCCACCUCUUGCUACCCCAACCUCAUCACCAGCACCCAUUCCGGCCAGCCCUGCAGUUUCAUAG
Heterobasidion irregulare TC 32-1 is the source of this 3453-nucleotide messenger RNA. RefSeq lists its product as uncharacterized. Gene Ontology annotation, cellular component: mRNA cleavage and polyadenylation specificity factor complex. The record is from RefSeq and is a predicted model, not a curated record. Bases 1 to 3453 code for a protein of 1150 amino acids. The transcript has 14 exons. Lineage: Eukaryota; Fungi; Basidiomycota; Agaricomycetes; Russulales; Bondarzewiaceae.